ACCCUCACUCUCUCCCUCUCUCUCUGCCCCCGUUCUAGUUUGUUUGACCACGUCCACACGCAACACAUUGUGAUAUCAACAGAACCAAAGGCUGAAGAGAAGCGAAAAGAGGAGGCACAAGAUCACAAGAUAUGAGGCUCCAAGUUUGACUUUUUGACUUUUCUUAUCUGCAUUCGAUUGAUGAAUGUGGACGAUUUUCUAUUUUCUAUUUUAACUUUUACCAGUGUUCAUUGCCGAAGGGUCUAGGUACAGGAACGCGUGCAUGUGGACACCCAGACGUACGUUCUUUUUUACAUUGCAUCCCAUAAAUAAGUACGAAGAAAGUUGUACAACUUGUCACACAAACCUGCGAGCAGCGGAUCCGUUUCUUUACUUUCCCCGGAUAACCUGGAAGAAUGCUGCCCCGGCUACUCACACUGGCCUGUGCUCUCUAUGUUGGGGUGUCCCCUACAACGGCAAACGCCGUCCAAGCCGAGACGUGGCUACAGCAGUAUGGCUACUUGCCUCCGGUGGACCUUAGGUCCCAGGCCCAGGUCCAGAACCUCCGCUCACUCAAGACCGUCUCCACGGCGAUCGCGGCCAUGCAGAGGCUGUACGGGUUGACGGUGACGGGCUCUGUUGACACCGAGACGAUAGCGGCGAUGAGUCGGCCGCGGUGCGGGGUUCCCGAUAAAUUCGGGCCGGAGCUGAAGACGAGCAUGAGGAGGAAGAGAUACGCCAUCCAGGGCCUCAAGUGGGACAAGUCGGAGAUCACCUUCAGCAUACAGAACUACACCCCCAAGGUGGGCGAGCGAGGGACGUACGAGGCCAUCCGCAAGGCCUUCAAGGUGUGGGAGAGCGCCGUCCCUCUCACCUUCCGGGAGAUCCCGUACAGCCAGAUCCGCGACAAGGUGGACAAGUUCGCCGACAUCAUGCUCUCCUUCUCCGAGGGUUUCCACGGCGACAGCACGCCCUUCGACGGCGAGGGGGGCUUCCUGGCGCACGCCUACUUCCCCGGCCACGGCAUCGGCGGGGACACGCAUUUUGACCUCUCGGAGCCCUGGAGCACCGGGAACGUCGACCAGGGCGGUAACGAUGUGUUCCUGGUGGCGGUCCACGAGCUGGGCCACGCGCUGGGCUUGGAGCACUCCAACAACCCCUCCGCCAUCAUGGCUCCCUUCUACCAGUGGAUGGACACCGAGAACUUCCAGCUCCCAGACGACGACCGCCGGGGGAUACAGGCCAUAUACGGAACCAAGUCCGGCGCCCCACCCCCUCCACCGCGCCCCACCAAGCCCUACGUCCCGGAGGAACCCAGCCAGGGGCCCGACAUCUGUGAGGGCCACUUUGACACCAUCGCCGUCCUGAGAGGAGAGAUGUUUGUGUUCAAGGGCAAGUGGCUGUGGCGCGUCCGCAACAACAAGGUGCUGUCCGGCUACCCCAUGCCCAUCGGCCACUUCUGGAAGGGCCUGCCCUCCAACAUAAACGCAGCCUACGAGAGGGACGACGGGAAGUUCGUCUUCUUCAAGGGUGACAAGUACUGGGAGUUCUCAGAGUCAAGCAUGUCCAAGGACUCUCCUAAGAGCCUGAAAGACCUGGGCAGCGGCCUGCCAAGGGACAAGAUGGACGCCGCCUUGUUCUACACGCCCACGGGCCAGACAUACUUCUUCAGGGGAACAAAAUACUUCCGCUUCAACGAGAAAACGCGCACGGUGGACAAUGACUACCCCAAGCCAAUCAGCAUGUGGAGUGGAGCCCCGGACAACAUCAAAGCUGCCCUCAUGAGCGAGGACGGAUCGUACACCUACUUCUACAAAGCCAACAAAUACUGGAAGUUCAACAACCAGUACAUGAAGGUCCAGUCGGGCUACCCCAAGUCGGUGCUCAGCGAUUGGAUGGGCUGCGAGGGGGAGGAGCCCAAGAGGGGGCGGGGCGAGGAUGAGGUCAUCAUCAUCGAGGUGGACGAGCAGGGCGGCGGGUCAGGGGCGGGGCCGGCGGCCGUGGUCAUCCCGCUGAUGCUGCUGGUGCUGGUGGUGCUGACGCUGGGAGCGCUGCUGUUCUUCCGGAAGUACGGAACGCCGAGGCGCCUCCUGUACUGCCAGAGGUCCCUCCUGGACAAGGUGUAGAGAGGGGGGAGAGGGAGAGGGAGAGAGAGAG
Messenger RNA from Gadus chalcogrammus (walleye pollock), 2136 nucleotides. It is a transcript of the gene mmp14a, whose product is annotated as matrix metallopeptidase 14a (membrane-inserted). The transcript is spliced from 10 exons. Gene Ontology annotation, molecular function: metalloendopeptidase activity; zinc ion binding. The record is from RefSeq and is a predicted model, not a curated record. NCBI's taxonomy places the organism in Eukaryota, Metazoa, Chordata, Actinopteri, Gadiformes, Gadidae. Gene Ontology annotation, biological process: zymogen activation; extracellular matrix organization; collagen catabolic process. Gene Ontology annotation, cellular component: extracellular matrix. Bases 396 to 2105 code for a protein of 569 amino acids.